UACCGCCCACUUGCUCCUGCGCUUCUGGCUCCUGGCAGUCCUUGAGAUCCGACCCUGCGAAUGGUUUUGGCGGUCUCUUCAUGUAGGACCUACUCCCCAACCCUGCCCGCUGCGGUGAAUUCCACCUGCGAUGCUUUAACUUGUGCAACAGAGAUUCUUGCCCGGGGAAGAGGCGGGGAAGGACGCGCUAAUCAGAGGGCGGGGGCUCGGGUUGUGAUCUGGUCCUGUACCCCAUCUAUCCACCACGAGAUGGUUGGAGAUCUAGGGAGGGUGAACUUUCCCUCUGAGAUUCUGGUAUAAGGGGAAAGAUACGUGUUGAGUCUAUAAAGCUGUGCAGAUGGCACAGCCGAGAAGAGAGAAUUGGGGAAACGAGGAAGGUUCCAUGAGAUGACUUGAACUGCGGAAACGUUUGGCAGAGGAAAAGGGCUUCAGUUUUAAUGUGAGAUCACUGGAAGUUGAGGCUGGGCUUCAUCACCAGGCCUCCUCGCCAACUCCUAUCUCUUCUGUGUACCGGAUACCGAUUACCUCGAAUCCCCGUACUUUGUACUCAGCCCAGGCCCAGAGCCAUGGCAGCGUCAUCAUCAACUAACUGGGAGCUGCCCCUGGUGGCUGUGUGCCAGGUAACAUCAACACCAAACAAGCAAGAGAACUUUAAAACCUGCGCUGAGCUGAUUCGAGAGUCUGCCAGAUUGGGUGCUUGCCUAGCCUUUCUGCCUGAGGCAUUUGACUUUAUUGCACGAAAUCCUGCUGAGACAUUACUCCUGUCCGAGCCUCUGAAUGGGGACCUUUUGGGACAAUAUAGCCAGCUUGCCAGGGAAUGUGGAAUCUGGCUGUCCUUGGGUGGUUUCCACGAGCGUGGCCAAGACUGGGAGCAGAAUCAGAAAAUCUACAAUUGUCACCUGCUUCUGAACAGCCAGGGGUCAAUAGUGGCCAGUUACAGGAAGACACAUCUAUGUGAUGUAGAGAUCCCAGGUCAGGGGCCUAUGAGAGAAAGCAACUAUACCAUGCCUGGACUUGCUCUUGAACCACCUGUCAGGACACCGGCAGGCAAGGUUGGUCUAGCAAUCUGUUAUGACAUGCGGUUCCCUGAACUUUCUCUGAAAUUGGCUCAAGCUGGGGCAGAAAUACUUACUUAUCCUUCAGCCUUUGGAUCUGUUACGGGCCCAGCCCACUGGGAGGUCUUGCUGCGGGCCCGCGCCAUUGAAUCUCAGUGCUAUGUAAUAGCAGCAGCGCAGUGUGGACGCCACCAUGAAACAAGAGCAAGUUAUGGCCACAGCAUGGUGGUUGACCCCUGGGGCACAGUGGUGGCCUGCUGCUCCGAGGGACCAGGCCUCUGCCUUGCUCGAAUUGAUCUCCACUUUCUACAGCAGAUGCGCCAACACCUGCCUGUGUUCCAGCAUCGCAGACCUGACCUCUACGGCAGUCUGGGUCAUGCACUCUCUUAAUGCUUCUAACUUGUGUUGGUUAAGACACACAAACAUGUGCCAACUGUGAGGUGAUGCUGCUGUGACUUGUAGGCAGGAUCCAAGCACAGUUCCCUUCACUUGCAGAAUUUUAAACUCUCUUAAUGGAACACACGCUCAAUCAAGUCCAUGGGAAAGAAGAGACUUUGACCUGACCUCAGAUUUCAGCUUCAGAAAAGUGGAAUUUUAUAUAGUCACUGUUUAUUUCAUGAAAACUGAAGUUACGCUGAGGGCUGAGCAGCACUGGCAUUGAAAAAAAAAUAUAAUAAUCAUAA
Messenger RNA from Mastomys coucha (southern multimammate mouse), 1738 nucleotides. It is a transcript of the gene Nit1, whose product is annotated as nitrilase 1. Bases 567 to 1445 code for a protein of 292 amino acids. The transcript has 7 exons. Gene Ontology annotation, molecular function: hydrolase activity, acting on carbon-nitrogen (but not peptide) bonds, in linear amides. NCBI's taxonomy places the organism in Eukaryota, Metazoa, Chordata, Mammalia, Rodentia, Muridae. The record is from RefSeq and is a predicted model, not a curated record.